Orbicella faveolata is the source of this 3079-nucleotide messenger RNA. RefSeq lists its product as uncharacterized. The record is from RefSeq and is a predicted model, not a curated record. Gene Ontology annotation, molecular function: ATP binding; protein kinase activity; protein binding. Gene Ontology annotation, biological process: protein phosphorylation; signal transduction; regulation of apoptotic process. NCBI's taxonomy places the organism in Eukaryota, Metazoa, Cnidaria, Anthozoa, Scleractinia, Merulinidae.
UGGGGAAGGAAUCGAAAAUGGUAAUAAGAAUUCUGCUUGGUUGGCACGGUUUUAGCUGAUCGGCUGCGAAGGACCUGAAGCUAGAUGAUGAACAAAACCGGAAGCGGAAGUAAAGCGGAAGUCGAAGUUUACUCGUCCCAUGAGGCUUUAGGAAACGGUGGAGUAAGAGUUGCCGUAGUGGAAGACAUGGAAAACAUUUCUACCUACAGGUCGCUUUUAUUGGAACUUUCGAAUAGUUUGACAUCUUCGGACCUUGAACAGCUGAAAUUCCUGUGCCGAGAUGUUAUACCUGCUGGACGAGCAGAGAAGAUCACUCGACCGUUUGAGUUCUUCGCUGCUCUGGAACAACUAAACAUGCUAUCCGAGGAGAAUCGUGAUUUCUUGGCUUCCAAACUGAUUGCUGUCAACAGAAAUGACUUAAGGAAUAAACUGUUAGGAAUUCAAGGAGAUCAGUUUGGCCAAGGUGCCAUGGCAUCAACAGCUGGGGAAGUGGUACCCAUAGGGCUAUACAAUUGUGCCGUACCUGACACUUUAGUUCAUGACCUUGUGGAAGAUCUUAGUACAAGUUGGCGAAUGCUGGGCAGGCGCCUUGGGCUUGCAGAAGGUGUGUUGAAGAACGUUGAUUCAGAGCAUCGCCGAGUUAUAGAGAAAGGUGUGGCAAUGUUUGAUGAAUGGAAGAAUAGGAAAACUACUGAUGCAACAAUGCAGUUUUUGAGAGAGGGCCUGGAGAGGAUAGGAAGGCGUGACUUGUCAGAAAAAGUGCGAGAUUUUGCAUUAAUGGAACAGCAAAAACAGUCCACUGCUGCAGUUGAACAUGACCAGCGACGUAUUGAAACAGAGGAAGAAAGGAGACCUUUUCCAAACUUAAAUGACUUGGCUCCGGCAUUAGGUAAUUAUCCACUGACACCUGGUACACAGCGUCAACCAGAAGAGCAGGCUGAAUCUUCUCAAAGGCCUUCAGCUUCAUCGUCUUCAGUACUUCCCGUAGCCUCAAGUCAGUUGGAUCCAUCUGUUUCAAGGCCCAUAGUUGCUCCAGCCCCUCCUGUACAUCAACCUGCUCCAGGUUAUCCAAUGCCUGCAGCUAUCCCAGAUCAGUCUCUUCCGUAUCCUGUGCCAGUUUCCCAAUCUGGUAGAGAUGACUCCUCACUAGUACCACUUCCAGCUUCAGCUGUACCAAGUAGUAGCAGUCCUACUCCUACAGGUCAAAAUAAUCCAUCAACAUAUGCAGUAAGUGAAACUACACAAGCUAACUCAACACACGUGUCUGAGCCUAAUAAUGCGGGUGACUUCACUGGCCUGGAUAUCACAGAUCAUGGUACCGACAACAGCACAAGAACAAGCAUUCCAGUGGAUCCUGAGCUGAAAUCAGAGCUAACGACCAAUGGACGUUUCCUUGAUCCUGAAAAGUAUGACCCUGUAAAACUGAUAGGAUCUGGAGGUUUUGCUAAGGUAUAUCUCUGCAUUGAUAAAAAAACAAGAAAACAGAUGGCAGUUAAAAUGUGUGAUCUUGGAGUGAACAAUAGUGAAACACAAAAGCAAACACAAGCAGUGAAAAAAGAAGUGAAAAUUCUCACUGCUGUAAAACAUGUCAACAUUGUGGAAUUCUUCUACACAGAGGAAAGUUGCAAUACUCUGUUGCUGUUUCUGGAAUACAUGGAAGGGGGCUCUGUGCAUGAAAUGUUGGUAUGCAAAGGUUCCAUUCAAGAACCUUUGGUCCGAAAGUUUACACUGCAAAUACUGACUGGAGUGGACUUUCUUCACAACAAUAGAAUUAUUCAUAAGGAUAUAAAAGGUGGCAAUGUUUUACUGGACAAGGAUCAAAUGAAUGUAAAACUUGCUGACUUUGGUAUCUCAAAGUUUAUGACUGACCUGGGAACAGCAACUGGGAGUCGGGUGACUAAGGAUGUAACUGCCACUGUCCAAUGGGCAAGUCCUGAGUUACUUGCCUGCGAAGAAGUUGGAUCUGAAACUGAUAUAUGGAGUGUUGGAUGCACUGUGAUAGAAAUGCUGACAGCCAAACCGCCUUUAGAUGAGUUACUAUUGCCUCAAAGAAUAGCCAAGAUAUUAAAACUUCAGGUAGAACCGCCUCAUGACUGCACAUCGAUAGCUUUUGGAUUUCUUAAAAAAUGCCUCAGUAAAAGGGACGUUCGUCCAUCUGCUGCUAAGCUGUUAAAGGAAGAUCCCUUCGUGAAUUUUACAGAAGAAGAAAAGAGUCGACUGGCUUGGCUGUUCAGCUGAUGUUCAGGGUAUAAAAAGUAACUCCAGUCAAAGAUUAAUUAUGACAGCUUACUUGAAGGUGAUACUGUGAUAAAGCCAGCGAAGAGAAGGACUAAAGCUAAUGUACAAAGACAUUGUAAUAGAUAUAGUUAUUACUUCGAAGUAUGAGCGGAUGUCGUAGCUACUAAAUGACAACCAGAAUCACCAUAGCUUCCGGCUACGCUGUUGCUCGUAUGGCUUGUCGCUAAAAACCUAAAAACCGUCUGCGUGACAAGGGUCCGUCGCUCUUUCAUGGCAUUUUGUCCAGGUUGAAUCUGUUUAAUAGAGAAUGUACUAUGACUCGUGAAUGUUUAAUUCAGAGGAUCUCUUUCUCUGUAGCGAAGCGUUGUUUUGUGUCUACAGUAGUGUGAAAGUGGCAGUAGAUGAAUUUUAAUACACAUAUUCAAUGGAGGCUCAUGCGAUGGAUAUCAUUAAAAGGAGAUAAAUGAUGUUUGCAUUUGAGAAGACUCCCUGUAUUAGCCUCAGUUGCAAGGUAAUUCCAGUCCAGUGCCGAGAAUACGAGUAUGGCCCAUUUGCCUGUCACCACACGACAAAUAGACGAAUUGUAAUACCGGAUCAGAUAUGAAUGUAGGUAGAACAAAAAACACUGAGGCUUUUCUCUCCAAAUACAGUUAUAUCGAGCAACUAAACGCUGUAAGGUUUAGACUAGUGCUUACUCGAUAGGUGCUUUAUCGUUUUCCAUGUAAUGGAAAAUAUAUUUUAAGAAUCCAAUGCUUGUUUACUGAGUAGAAGGGCCAGCAUUUGUCGAGUCUGAUGUAGUUGGAAAAUUUUGGUUUUGAAAAAUAAAAUUGUCUUGAAAAUA